UGAUGGGACCGGUGGCCAUGAUCUUGGUUUUUUUGAUGUUGAGCUUCAAACCAUAUUUUGCACUCUCCUCUUUCACCCUCAUUAAAAGGUUCUUUAAUUCCUCCUCGCUUUCUGCCAUCAAGGUUGUGUCAUCUGCAUAUCUGAGGUUGUUGAUAUUUCUUCCGGCAAUCUUAAUUCCGGCUUGGGAUUCAUCUAGUCCAGCCUUUCGCAUGAUGAAUUCUGCAUAUAAGUUAAAUAAGCAGGGAGACAAUAUACAACCUUGUCGUACUCCUUUCCGUAUUUUGAACCAAUCAGUUGUUCCAUAUCCAGUUCUAACUGUAGCUUCUUGUCCCACAUAGAGAUUUCUCAGGAGACAGAUGAGGUGAUCAGGCACUCCCAUUUCUUUAAGAACUUGCCAUAGUUUGCUGUGGAUUACAAAGCCAGGAUUACAACACUAUUAUUAAAGCUGCCUAUAUGCCUAGGAGGAUAAAAACAUUCUUAACUAGUGCUGAAAUGGUAGUAAAGCCAGCGCCAGACAUGCCUUACUGAAGAAGAAAUAUUGUGGAAAAUGUAUUUUGUCUUCCUUAAAAGAGUGUGCCACAUGGCAUCCUUCUGUUGCCUUGAUCCUAUAGGAUCUCAUUCCAAUAUCUCUGCCAAUUUUUGUCUUUUUGGAUCUCUGCCAAUUUUUGUCUUUCUGGGUGUUUUUUUACCAGUUCUCUCUUGAUUUUCUCAGGGGAUGGCAUCCUGCAACUAAUGUUAGGUUUUGAUUUCUUUGUGGGUUAUAACCAACCAAGGCAAGGCCAUAUAAUGGUCUGCAAUCCUCCUGUACCUUUGGCAGAAAGAAGGGUGGGCACCACCCAUUCCCUUCUCGAGGUCUUGCUUAUAUUGUCUAAUGCCUAUUGAUAUGACUGUUUAGACUAAAACAUCUAUUUACAGGCAACCCCCCAUUUACAUAGGUGUUGCUAAUUUAUUUAUUUAUUUAAUUAAUUUAUUUACUGCCCUAUACCUGCAGGUUACGUUCCAAGGCACCGUGUAUUUAAGUGAAAUCACAUGUAUUUGAAACACCAUUGAGAAAGCCUGCAAGCACCCAUUCUGCCCCUUUUUGUGAUGUUUUUGGGUCACUUCUUGGUUCAGUGCAAAGUGCUUAUGUGCAGUUGCAUGCAUAUUGAAUGCACGUAAAUGGGGGGUUGCCUGUACUGGGAAAGACGUUACAUCAGGUCCCCUUCACGUACUGCAGAUGUGGCAGAAUUAUUUAUGUUUUUAGAGAAAAUUUUGGCGUGUUUGUUCAUAUUAGGCAUUCAUUACAUAUUAGCCAUUCAUUGUGGUCAGACUUAUUUGUGCAUCCAUGUGGGGUUGUUUGUGACUAUAAGCAUAAGAAAGAAAUCACUAAAUUUUUAAUUUUUAAAUUUUAAUGUUAAUAGACACCAUAAGUGUAGUGAUGAGCAAGGCCUUUUUGGUUCAGAUGAGAACCGGGCUCAGCAACCUCAGCUACUGUCCUCAAAAAUAAGAUUACUAGAUUGGUUAAUUCUUGGGCUAUUUUGAGCCCCAUUGUAUUCCAAAUGGCAUCAGUUGAUGUGCAAAGGAGUCUGAAUCUCUUUCCCCACUGCUUCACUCUGUGAGCCAUUAGCUCAGUCGGUAGAGCAUGAGACUCUUAAUCUCAGGGUCAUGGGCUCGAGCCCCACGUUGGGCAAAAGAUUCCUGCUUUGCGGGGAGUUGGACUAGUUGACCCCGGUAGACCCUUUCAAGUCUACAAUUCCAUGAUGAUGUGAAAUCCCUCCCUGCAACUCCAGGAUUCAGAACCUCCAACUCCCUAUGAGCACCCCAAAUUCCAGAUGCUGCAGUUGCUGAUGCUUCAGCAGGAUGGAGGUUACAGAUUACUGUAUAUCUUAUUCUUUCUAAGCACCUGUCUCCUUUCUUCACUGGCCCCUGGAGUCACUGAUACAACAGCAUCCUUGUUACCUGUGAUAUAGCCCUAGGGUUUUUCAGGUGCAAAAGAGAGGGAAUAAAAGACUUUGGGUUAGUGACUCUGAGCACAGAGUUAUUUUCUGGUUUAGAUUUCAUUCUAUGACUCAGAUAGCAGAGGGGAGUGUUGCAGUUCUGAUUACUGGUGUGCUUUAUCAGCAUAUCAAAUUUAUAUCAAUUGGGGCUGUCCAAAUUUUAGCAACCAAGUACAGCAGUGAACGUGACUCCUAACUCCUCUUGUCUCUGAGUUUUAUUGGCCUAACUCAGAAGAUAAGCCAUUUUUGCCUUACAACAAACACACUUUGCUUUGCUUUUCACAUGCUAAGUAGAUAAAUGCAGAACUGACACCCUUUAUCAGAUAUGGUCACUAAGUCAUAGAAUGGAUGUCUGUGCAUAUAUUCAACUCAGGUGUGACAUAAUUACUACAGUUAUUACCACAUAGCUUGGGAAGAAAACCAGUAGCCUUUGUCUAUAUGGAUGCUGCCCUAAUUGCUUCCUACUACUCAGCAUGGAAAAGAAAUUGAUUGUUCCAUUGGCCUUGAGGAAGAAGACACAAGCAAAAAGGUGAUGAAUGAGGUCAUUCGUAUCCACACGUGGCCCUGCUCCUAUUACAUCAACUCUGAGAAACGAUGGAUUCCUGGCAAACUCUGCCUGACACCCAUGUCGGUCAGAUUUACAGCUGACAAAUCUGGAGAGCUCCUGGCUGACUUCCAUCUCUCUGACAUCAGUGAGAUCAAGAAGGAAUCUUCCAACUUCAUCUUCAGUUCCCUCACUAUUUUAGAAAAGAGCACCAAGCACUGGUUCAGUUCCCUUCAGCCCAACCGAAAUGUUGUUUUCAAUAUCCUUGAGCACUUUUGGAGGGAACAGCUGCUCUCCUCGGAGGGGGCUGCAGCCGAGGCCAUUUGCCCCCAAACAUCCAAGGGGCAGGAGCUGACCGGCCUGCUGGCGGGAUCUCAGAAACGGCUAGAAGACACUGCAAAGGUGCUUGAGCACCAGGGGGAACAGUUUGAUAACAUCAUGAAGGGGCUCGACAAGAUUGAAUCAGAGAUGGAUGUAGCAGACAGGUUAUUGUCAGAACUGGAAUCUCCUGCUUGGUGGCCAUUUGGUAGCAAACUGUUGAAGGGGCCAUUAAACGUAAAGCCAAAGGAAAUCCCUGCCGUUUCUGAUUCUGGAAACAAGGAUGGAGUAAUAUUGCGAAUCCCAGUUAUUAUCACUGAAAGGACAGAUUCCAACGUCAAGCCAGGCAAACUCGCCCUCCUGGCUUCUGGCCUGGAGAUCAGCGAUUCCAACUCUCAACUCCUUCACUGGUUUGACAAGAAGGAUGUUGACGAUGUCAAAGUUCAUACACCAUAUGAAAUAAGCGUCCGCCAGAGGUUCAUUGGGAAACCAGACAUCAGCUAUCGGCUGCUGUCAGCAAAGAUGCCAGAAGCCAUCCCCAUCUUAGAGAUGCAGUUCAGUAAGAAAAUACAGUUCAUGGAAGAUGCUUUGGCAUUUUCUGGGACAAGGAGGACUCAUCAGGAAGACGUUGGCACUUCCAUUUGGCAAGCAGCAACAGGACUGAUAGGAAACAUAGUGCAAGCUGGACCAACACCCUCCUCCUCGCGAGGAGCAGGAGGAAGCCAGCAGGCUCAGAUACAGAAGCAACAGCAGGUGGUUUCAGAGUCUGAAACUCAGGAACUCAAACAGAUUCUCCGCAAACUCAAGAGCCUGGCCUUGGAAACGGAGACAGAACUGGAAAGGCAGGAUGAAGCCCUUGAUGGCAUCACUUCUUCUGUGGAUCGAGCCACCAUGAAUAUUGACAAACAAAACCGCAGAAUGAAGAAAAUGACGUAGCGCCCCCGAGAAGCUGGUUGCAGAGAUUGCAGCUUGGAGCUCAAGCCAUAAGAUCUCCAAUGUUUGUGUUAGCUGACUGAAUUCCCAAGAGGGCUUAGGCCUGGAAGAAGAAAAUGCUGAGCAAUGGAGGUGAUUUUGAUAAGCCCUUCUAAAUUGCAGUGAAGUUCUGCUAAAGUAUGAGGAGCUUAAUCUCUACUGCUGGAAUUGGGCACUAUCCUGAUUUGUGGCAGAUUUGAGAAUACUCCCUUACAUGCUCGUUGACUUUUUGAAAGAGAACUGUACUGUGCUUCAAGGGAAUGAAUAGAAUACAGCAGUGUGUUGGGGAGAAUCCUGAAGUCCACUCAUGGUAAUGUAGGCAAAGCAUGAUUUGCAAAUGAUGCGUUUUAUGACUGACAAUAAUUGAAAAUUUAGAAUAGCACUUUUAGUUGCAUUGUCUUCACUUAUUCAGCCAUAAGGGAACUGACUUGCCUUGGCAGCAUGUGAUCAAUGAAUCACUAUACCUGCUGGAUUGGGCCCAAUAUUUAUUUAUUUAUUUAUUUAUCUACCUAUCACAUUUUUAUCCUGCCUUUCCUCCAAGGAGCUCAGGGGGGCAUACAUGCUCUCUUUAUCCCUGUUUCAUCCUCACAACAGCCCUGCGAGGGAGGUCAGGCCGAGAGGCAGUAACUGACCCAAGGUCGCCCAGGGAGCUUCAUGGCUGAGUGCGGAUUCGAACCGUGGUCUCCUAGGUCAUACUCCAGCACUCUUAACCACUACACUGCACUGGUGUGUCCAUGUUUUCCAGUUUUCUGUUUCCACCAGCAGUGACCCAGAUGCAGCAGCCCUUCCUUUUCUGUUUCCAAGAACUUUGCAUUUUUGAGAUAUACUACUGCCUCUGAACAUGGAGGUACCAUUGGACUAUUGUGGCUAAUAGCCGGACUCAAAAUGCAUCAGUUUGCCUAAUCUCUUUUUCAGGCCAUCUAAACUAGUGGCAAUCACCUAUUGACUUAAUUGGAAUCACAGUCAGUUUGUGCCAGUGACCUGGAAGUGAGAUCCUCUUCUAUUUCUACUGUCUUUUCUAAACAGAUAUCUAAGAGGGAAAGCGUGAGGCACCCCUCUUUGAAAAGCCAGUUUUAGAUGCCUGUGAUAACACUGUACAUAUUUAAUGUAAUUGAAAAAAGAAACAGCCGCAUUGUUUGAACUUCAUUGUUCCUAUGGUUAUACAGUCUAUUUAGCUGAAUAUGAUUGAUUUAUUACCAAGAAUUACUUCAUAAAACAAGUUUUAGAUGUGAUGUAAUAGUUUAUAGGAAGAAUCCAGUUCUCCUUACUUACCUUUGAUUUCUCUGGUGCUGAACACAGUACAGUAGUUCAAUGCCAUUCUAAAUUUACCUCGGCAUAACCAUGUGUCUUAUGUCAAAGCUAGUUCUAAAAGUUGAAUUUGCCGAUUCAUCAUUAUUAGCUCUGGAAUCACUGGACUCUGGGAGAAACUUGGGAUCCAGAAGUAACAUUUGUGAAUUAAGUGUCAGAUUAAGUGUUUUCUCCAGCACAUGAAUUUGAAUUCGGGAGCAGUUUUUUGCGAGGUUGGGGGACGACGACAACAGUUUUUGCAUUUCAGCUAGAAGACCCAUUAGGUUCUCUGAACUUCUACAUACAAAAAAUGUGUUUUAGCUGUACUUUAAUAUUACUCACAUGUAUAUUGCCUGCUAAUUGCACUUGUAGAGCAAAUUAGUUUAAAGAAUAAGUAAUGCUGUGCCAAAUUUCGGUGAGGUUCCUUUUCUAGUACAUUGGAGGGGAGAGUGAGUGAGUGGCAUCUUUGAAAAAUCCUAUCCACUGUUCCCAAUAUUUUGAACUUCUCUUUUUUUGCAGGUGUUGUUACCCUGCUUCAACACACACACUUUAAAAACAAAAACAAAAAGCAGCCACACCAGAAUCAUAGAAUUUUAGAGCUGGAGUGGGCUAUAGGGUCAUCCAGGCCAACCCACCGCUUGCAGGAAUAUUAUGCCUAACAAGGGGCUCAAACUCAUGACUCCUGUUUCAGAGUCGUGAGUUUGAGCCCCUUGUUAGGCAUAAUAUUUCUGCAUUGGAAGGGAUUGAGCUAGAUGAUCCUCAGCGUCCCUUCCAACUCUACAUUUCUAUGAUAUUGUGGAUCCUGAGUGACUACACAGCCAAUCAGGGACCACAUAUUGGACACUUGACUAGCUUGCUGGGCUGAUGCUCCCUGUCUUCCUCUAGUUUUUAUUUAUUACGCUCUUCACCCCAAGGUCCCAGGGCAGGUUACAGCAUUAAAACACAACAUUUAAAGCAACUUGCAAUCAUAAAAAGAAGGUGGGUCCUAAAACAGUACACCUCGAGUGUGAAAAGCCAGGGUAAAGCAAUGCAUCUACAGCAUUCAUUGGAAGCUGUACAAUGAAGGUGCCAGACGCACCUCCCUGUGGGCAGGGAGUUCCACAGCUUAGGGGCCACCUCAGAGAAGGCCCUUUUCCGGGCCACCGCUCCCUGCAAGCCUUUGAGGGUGGAGGCACUACCAAGAGGGCCCCUCUGCUGAUCUCAACACCUGAGAGGUUUUGUAGGGAAGGAGAAAGUCUUUUAGAUAUUUGGGGCUUUCAUUCUGCAAGAUUUCCACUGAAACCAGAUCUUAACGACACAUGGCUACACAUAGCUAUGUGGAUAUAUAUAUAUGUGCAUCUGAAUGCACAUGUGCGGCGGACCCCUCCUCUGACUCUCAGAUUCCCCCUGUUGCUUUUUAUUUCUCUGUGUCGAAGAGCAGGACUCUCUUAUACUCCCGGCCCCACCAGUACUUCGAGGUCCACCUAAAAUAGCAAUCUUCCCUUCCACUUAAGGUCUUUUAACAACAAGGGUACACCUAUCCAGCUACCGUGGCCAGUUACAGGCUUGGCUCUGGGUUACUGGGAAUAAAGCUCCUUUUUUGCCUUCAGUCCAGGGCUUCCCUCACUUAGGGUCCCUCUCUGGUACUGUUACCUCAGCACACAGGGCAACAAUGUGGCACUCCUGAGCUUCUUGCCCCUUCACCCCAGUUCAGCAGCAGGGUCGGCAGCAGCGGGAUCCUGCAUUCUGAGGAGAGAAAAAGAAAAAAGGAGAGUGCUUCUGAGCAUGCGGGGCACCUUAAAAGACCACCACAUUAGUACAGCUUGGCAGAGCAGGCGCUAAGAAGCUUGCCCUCUUGUGCUCUGUUCCCUGGGAGCAAGUCCCAUUGAACUCAGCAGUUCCUGCUGCUGCCGGCGGCGGCCCCCUCGCCCGGCAGCCAUCGCGCUCUGGCUCCUCCCCCGCCCCGUGCGCUUCCUCCUUUCCCUCCCGUGCCUUGGCCCCGCCCUGCUUAGGUUUGCACCCGCAGGUUAUUUUUGGUGCAGCAGCGGGGGAGUCUCCAAAGACAGGCGGCAGAGGAGAAGCACAGCCCAGCGGAGCGCGAAUUCGGCGUUCCCGCCCGCCGCGCCCUCCAGCUUCCCGUCGCGUUCUCUGGUUCCCCGCCGUGCUUGGCCUUGCUGGAGGGCGCGGCGGGGAGCUGGAGGGAGGGCGCAGCGCAGUGGGCGGGAACGCCGAACUCGCG
Molecule: messenger RNA, 7315 nt
Organism: Zootoca vivipara (common lizard)
Lineage: Eukaryota; Metazoa; Chordata; Lepidosauria; Squamata; Lacertidae
Gene: SNAP47
Product: synaptosome associated protein 47
Biological process (GO): exocytosis; synaptic vesicle fusion to presynaptic active zone membrane; synaptic vesicle priming
Cellular component (GO): SNARE complex; plasma membrane
Molecular function (GO): syntaxin binding; SNAP receptor activity
Source: RefSeq, a predicted model, not a curated record